AGUCUGACGAGCAGUGAGUAGCUUGGCGCCGUUGGCGGGAGCUGCGCGCGCUGACGUUUCAGCAGCAGCAGCGGCCACGCGCGCCGAGAGGGAAGGCAUCGCGCCUCUUCUCACAUCCAUCUGAGCGGCUCGCGCACACGAGCCCAGGAGCACCAGCGCGCAACUUCACGCGGAGCCGCAUCCGAGCCUGAAGUUAGAGCGAUGCAACACAGACGCCAUUUCAAUUCCAACCACAUCUCAUCGGCUUCUUUUUAACACCAUCAAAACAACAUUUUAUUUCUUUUCUUUUUUUUGAAUCUUCCUCUUUUCUUCGGAACGCGUUGUUUUUUCCCCCGGUUGAUGAGAGACCGUCUCCGUCAUAUGGAAACGAUGUGGACCUUACACGAAUCUGUUGGAUUGGUUUUCUUUUCCUGUUUGUCCAUCCAGAUCGGAUUUUCUCUUCAAGGCAGAUUCACCGAUCUGCCAUCAAACAUCACUGCCAGGGAGGGCCAGAACAUUGAGAUGGCGUGCGCUUUCCAGAGCGGCACCUCCUCCGUUUACUUGGAGAUCCAGUGGUGGUUCAUCCGCGCUCCCGAGGAGCCGAGAACGAGCGAAGAGGAGGAGGAGGAUGAGGAGGAGGAGACAGAGAUGGAGCUGAUACCAGAACCUGACCCAGAUGAUGAAGGAACUAAAAUAAGUACAGUCAAGGUCCAAGGCAAUGACAUUUCCCACAAGCUUCAAAUUGCACGGGUGAGCAAGAGUGAUGAGGGCCUGUAUGAGUGUCGAGUUACUGACGCCAACUAUGGAGAACUGAAAGAGUACAAGGCCCAGGCCUACCUAAAGGUCAAUGCAACUGUUCGUAGAGGACUCAUCAAGAAGACUUCACCUCUGCACCUGACCAAUAAGAAGCCCCGUAAGAGCAGCUCGGCUUUGGGCCAAGACAGCAACGGGUUGAACUCAGACCAUCACUCCCAGUCCUCCUCUACCUCGCAGGCAUCACAGUCCAAAACAGUCAAACACAGCACUGGAUCAGGUACCAGGAUAGAUACGAGCUAUGGACUCACUCUACUGCUUUUUGCUAGCGUUUGUGUGAGGGGAGCCUUGCUAUAGUCUGGGACAUUAUUUUUUUCUCUUUCACUGUUCUUUUAAAGCCAAGAAAAAAAAAUCAUCUGCUAUUUCCAUAGCACGGACACCACCAUUACCCCUGUUUUUGCACUCUAUGUUAUAAUUAUCUAUUCCAGAAUAAUUUUUGGUCAAAACAAUAAGGCCUAUAGCAUAAGACUGUAUUUUUGGACAUGUAUUUGGUGACCCUGAUAUCAAAAUUGGAUGGACAUGAACUAAUUAUGGACUUAUCUCUCAUCCAGAUAUUAUUAAUAAUUUGGUUGUAUUUUCUUUCUAUUCAUAUCCAGCUGUGAAUUUAUUAUAAGAUGCUCUAAAGCCUGGAAAGAAUUUAUAUUUGUGUAUUAUAUAAAUAUAAAUACAGAUACAUAUAUAAUGAUAUGAUUUUGAACCUUCUUGGACUCUGUACAGCCUGCAUUCAUCCUGGAAUAUUAUGUGUCCAAGGACACUGAAAUAAAUAUGAAUAUAACAGCUCUGACAUUUAAGUAAAUAUUGUGGCUGGAUAGGAGUUCUGCUUAACUAUGUGAUGUUCUGUGUGUUUUAAUCUGCUUUAAAGUUUCCUGAUUUUGUUUUAUGCAGAUUGUUCGUGCUCAAAUGCACAUGCUAUUCCUUUUGUUGUUGUAGGUUUUUUUGACACGUUUCUUUCUUUUUUUUAUUUUGCAUAAUAAAUGUGAGCUUAUUUCUGUUAUCAACCUGUUAGUCUUGGUUUGUCUUCAGGACAAAAAAACCCUCUUUUUUUAUACAUCAUGUGCAUGUCUAAAUAUGCCGGGACAUGUGCUAAUUAACUGAUAAUUAACACAGAAAAUAUUGACCUCUUUCUAUAUUGCAUGAAAGGUUCCCUUCUUUGUCAGGAAGGAGAAAAUAUGUGACAGGAAAUACGUCAACGUCUGUGGACCUAUGAAUAUGUUAUUGUCUUACUGGCUAAAGAAGCUUAAGUGCAUGUGUGUUUUUGGUAUUUCAUCCUAUUUCGACCAACUGGAGUAUGAUAUGGUGAUUUUUUUUCUAAUUAUUAUUAUUAUUAUUAUUAUGAUUAUA
Molecule: messenger RNA, 2133 nt
Organism: Clarias gariepinus (North African catfish)
Lineage: Eukaryota; Metazoa; Chordata; Actinopteri; Siluriformes; Clariidae
Gene: vstm2a
Product: V-set and transmembrane domain containing 2A
Exons: 5
Coding region: 340-1089 (249 amino acids)
Source: RefSeq, a predicted model, not a curated record